Chrysemys picta bellii (western painted turtle) is the source of this 993-nucleotide messenger RNA. Its product is annotated as olfactory receptor 11A1-like. Gene Ontology annotation, cellular component: membrane. NCBI's taxonomy places the organism in Eukaryota, Metazoa, Chordata, Testudines, Emydidae. Gene Ontology annotation, molecular function: olfactory receptor activity; G protein-coupled receptor activity; odorant binding. The record is from RefSeq and is a predicted model, not a curated record. Gene Ontology annotation, biological process: G protein-coupled receptor signaling pathway.
AUGCCUCAGAUGGAGAGAGGAGAAGGAGGAAACCGAAGUACACCUCACGGAGAAAGGAGAAGAGGAAAUCAAACAUCCAUCACAGAAUUCAUCCUGCUGGGAUUUGGGAACCUCCCUGAACUGCAAAUUAUUUUCUUCUUGCUGUUUCUAGCGAUCUACGUAGUCACCAUGGCUGUGAACAUCCUCAUUGCUGCACUGGCUGUGACUGAUCAGUGCCUUCACACCCCCAUGUACUUCUUCCUGGGAAAUUUGUCCUGUUUGGAAAUCUGCUACUCCUCUACCAUCCUGCCCAGGAUGCUGGCCAGCUUCAUGACCGGGGACAGAACCAUUUCUAUUACAGGCUGCAUGGUUCAAUUUUUUUGGUUUGGUUUCCUAGCGACUGCUGAAUGUUAUAUGUUAGCUGUGAUGUCUUAUGAUCGGUACUUAGCUAUAUGUAAACCCCUGCACUAUACAACACAUAUGGAUGGCAGGCUCUGUAUGCAGUUAGCAGCUGGAUCAUGGCUAAGUUCAUUCAUAUCUCUUUCCAUAUUAGUAUCUUGUAUGUCACAAUUAGCCUUCUGUGGCCCUAAUGAAAUCGAUCACUUCUUUUGUGAUCUCACCCCAGUGAUUAACCUCUCCUGCAGUAACACAAAUCUGGUGACCAUGGCGACCCUUAUACUCUCUUCCAUAAAUGUUGUUCUCCCAUUUCUUUUGACUCUGGCAUCUUAUGUUUUUAUCAUCUCCACCAUCUUGAGAAUCCCUUCCACCACUGGGAAGCAAAAGGCAUUUUCCACUUGCUCCUCCCACCUAAUUGUGGUUACAAUUUUCUAUGGGACCCUAAUAACUGUCUACAUGUUACCAAACAGCAAUGAACUCACAGCCCCAAACAAAGUGUUUUCAUUUUUCUACACUAUCUUGACACCCUUGAUCAAUCCCCUCGUCUACAGCCUGAGAAACAAAGAGGUCAAGGAGGCCAUGAGGAGAGCUCUGCAGAAAUGUAGGGUUUUCCCAUGA